Peniophora sp. CBMAI 1063 is the source of this 942-nucleotide messenger RNA. The record is from the annotation of a GenBank genome assembly. NCBI's taxonomy places the organism in Eukaryota, Fungi, Basidiomycota, Agaricomycetes, Russulales, Peniophoraceae.
AUGUGGCUUCCGUGGGGAUCCUCCUCCAGUCCAUCCAAUAAACCCCCACCCAAACCCGAGCCACCUACGAAGAAUGUCCCACCAUUACCAGUCUGGAACGAGUGGAUGCGAUCACUGCCGAGCGAGCCCUCGGAAUACCCCGCCUAUAUGGUCGAACGACUACGGUCGUUACCCCCAGAAGCAUUAGUCGUUGUGUUUGCAGCGGGGGGUGCAUCUGCGCUUGGCACGGCCGCUCUAUACCGCCGGUAUCUGUGGAGGAUACCCACUGCUGGUUGGGUGACCCCGGAUAUGCUAAAGUCACAGAGGCGAUGGGUGAAGGGCUAUGUUACGACAGUUGGUGAUGCUGAUGGCUUCCGACUGUAUCAUACGCCGAGCAUUGGCUGGCGAUGGCCGCUGAAGUUCAGGCAUGUACCUUCGCUGAAGAGGAAGAAUGACGCCAUGGAUGACAAGACUCUGGUAAUUCGUCUCGCCGCAGCCGAUGCACCCGAGCGCACUCAGGAGGGCUAUAACGAGGCGAAGGAAUGGCUCACUGAGCGAGUCGGAGGCCGCUUCGUGUACUGCCAGCUCUUCAGCAGAGAUCGCUACGAGCGACUCAUCGCAGAUGUGCGUGUGCCUCAUAGAUUUUUGCCCGGUAUGCUCUUCAAGGGCCCUUCGGUGUCGGUUGAUAUGAUCCGGGACGGUUGGGCCGUCGUUUACGAGCAGAAGGGGGCGCAGUACGGCAAGUACGGACUCGACUAUUUCAAAGUGCUGGAGGGAGAGGCCAUAGCCGCGCGAAGGGGGAUAUGGACGAAUGGAACGCUGGCCGAAAGCCCUGCGGACUUCAAGAAGCGUGUCAAGGAGCGCAAGAAAGCGAAGAUGGAAGACAUCGAAGAAGGAUUCGAAAUGCCGGUGCAGGGCGGAUCUGCCGGCCGUGGUAUCGUCAGGCGGCUACUGGGUUGGUGA